AUGAGCAAAGCCGUCUCCUCUUCCAGAGUAGUGGCCAACGACAGGGUUGGUCCAGCAACGAUUAUUUAUUCAGAGUACUCCGGCAAGAUCCUGACCGUUAUUCCCAGCAUCCUGGACGAUGGAGAUCUCUUGCUCGCCCAAUACAACGUGGUUUCCUACCGCAAGCUGGACCCCUUGGUCAUCAUGCCGGGCCUUGUCGACGCACAUGUCCACCUGAACGAACCCGGCCGGACCGAGUGGGAAGGCUUUGCAACCGGAACACAGGCUGCGGCCAGCGGAGGUGUCACCACUGUGGUGGACAUGCCACUGAAUGCCGUUCCCCCAACAACCACCAUCGAGAAUUUCUAUCUCAAGCUGGAGGCUGCCAAAGGACAGUGCUGGGUCGACACCGCUUUCUGGGGCGGGCUGGUCCCUACCAACCUUGACCAUCUGGUUCCUCUUAUCCAGGCUGGUGUCCGCGGCUUCAAGGGCUUUUUGAUGGACAGUGGUGUCAGCGAGUUCCCCAUGAUCACCCCUGAAUACAUCCUGCAGGCUCUCAAGCGCGUCAACGGGUUCUCGACAGUGCUUCUGUUCCACGCUGAGAUGGAUUCCGACUGCGACGCGUCGAUCGACGCGCACCACCAUUACGACGGACUCACCGACCACCAGGCUCAGCUGCUGGCCUCGUCGCCAACGCUGCACCCGGUGGAGCCGACCAUCGGUACCAUUUCGCAGCUCGCCAAGUCGCCCAAGAUCCAUGCCCUCUCGUUGGACGACGAGAUCACUCCCCUAGAAAAAGCCAUCGAGGACAACAGCGAGCUCGAGUCUGUCGACCCAACGUCCUACUCCUCGUUCCUUGCUUCCAGACCAGACUCUUUCGAGAUCACCGCCAUCAAAAACAUCAUCACUUGCUCCAGAAAAUAUCCUUCCACAAACGUGCAUAUAGUCCACCUUGCUACCAAAGAGGCCCUGCCAAUGAUCGAGUACGCUCAGAAAAAACUCAACUUGCCACUCACAGCAGAAACGUGUUUCCAUUAUCUCACACUCAAAGCAGAAGACAUUCCAAACGGAGCCACCCAGUUUAAGUGCUGUCCCCCAAUCCGCACGGAUGAUAACCGUAGAGAACUGUGGCACGGGCUCAAGAGGGGAAUAAUCACCUCAGUGGUGAGCGACCACUCCCCGUGCACGCCCGAGCUCAAGGGACUGGAGAGGGGAGACUUCUUUGAAGCUUGGGGAGGAAUUUCCUCGGUCGGUUUUGGCUUGCCUUUGCUCUACUCUGAGGGACAGAACUUCGGCAUCUCGUUCACAGAUAUCGCUAGAUGGUGUUGUGAAAACACGGCAAAACAGGUAGGCUUAGAACAUAGAAAGGGGUCCAUUGCACCAGGCAUGGAUGCCGACUUCGCCAUCUUCGAUCCGGAAGCACACCAUACCGUUGCCAAUGUCCGCACGUUCUUUAAAAACAAGCUCACUGCAUUCGAUGGCCGCAAGCUCCGCGGUCGUGUGGUGGAGACCGUGCUUCGUGGCCGCUCAAUAUAUGCUCUUGGCAAGGGAGUCAGCGACUUGCCGAUUGGUGAAUUGCUCCUGGAACCAAGAAUAAAUAAAUAG
Ogataea angusta is the source of this 1584-nucleotide messenger RNA. RefSeq lists its product as uncharacterized. Gene Ontology annotation, cellular component: cytoplasm. Gene Ontology annotation, biological process: purine nucleobase catabolic process. Lineage: Eukaryota; Fungi; Ascomycota; Pichiomycetes; Pichiales; Pichiaceae. Gene Ontology annotation, molecular function: allantoinase activity. Bases 1 to 1584 code for a protein of 527 amino acids. The transcript has a single exon. The record is from RefSeq and is a predicted model, not a curated record.